GGGGGGAGAGCGAAGCGAGAGAGGGGAGAGCGAAGCAGGAGAGAGUGUGGGAGAGUGAAGGGAGAGUGAAGGGAGAGCGUGACAGGCGAGAGAAAGGGGAGAGGCCGUGAGUGCAAAGCGGCGUGUCCCGUCUGUCUCUUGUGUGUCUCUCUCUCUCUCGAGAGAGAGAGAGGAGUCGGGAGACACCGUGAGGAGGAGGAGAGAGGCGUCUACACGAGGAAGAGGAGAGAGACACGAGGAGGAGACAGACACGAGGAGGAGAGAGACACGGGGAAGAGGAGAGAGACACGAGGAGAAGACAGACACGAGGAAUAGAGACACGUGGAGGAGGAGGAGGAGAGAGACACGUGGUGGAGGAGGAGACAGACACGAGGAGGUGAAGGAGGAGAGAGACACGUGGAGGAGAGAGACACGUGGUGGAGGAGGAGAGAGACACGUUGUGGAGGAGACAGACGAGGAGGUGAAGGAGGAGAGAGACACGUGGAGGAGGAGGAGAGAGACACGUGGAGGAGACAGACACGAGGAGGAGAGACACGAGGAGGAGGAGAGACGAGGAGGAGGAGAGAGACACGAGGAGGAGGAGAGAGACACGACGAGGAGGAGAAACACGUGGAGGAGGAGGAAGAGGAGAGAGACACGUGGAGGAGGAGGAGGAAGAGGAGAGAGACACGUGCAGAGAGACACGAGGAGUCAAGAACACGUGGUGGUGGUGGAUGAGGAAGAGAGAGCGAGACACGCGGAGUAGAGAGACACGUGGAGUAGAAACACGAGGAAGAAGAGGUGAGAGGCACGGGGCAGGGAGAUAGGUGGACGAGAAGGAAGGGGAGCGGACAGACACGAGGAUGAGGUGGUGGUGGUAGGGGGGAGAGACACCAGACACCCAAGAGAAGACACCAUACAGAUACCCAGUCCGGCUGCUCAUCGCUCAGAGCUGCCGGACAAGCGAAAAGGGCGACAGAGGAAGAGGAGGUUGUUACAGGGAGGGGUGGGUGGGUUGCGUUGCUUGGCGAGCAGGAGGAUGAUGGCAACACCUCUGGGAUAGCCAGAGGAAGAGCAGCAGAAUGAGGCGGGGUGACAUAAUAAUGAUGAUGGUGGUGAUGAUGGAGCCUCCACUCGCCCUCCUGCUCUCUUGAAUCCGUAAGCGUAACGUCGACCACCACCACCACCACCAUCAAUCCACCACUAAUCCACCACCACCAAUCCAAAACCACCACCAAUCCACCAUCACCACCAAUCCACCACCACCACCAAUCCACCACCACCAAUCCACCACCACCAAUCCAAAACCACCACCAAUCCACCACCACCACCAAUCCACCACCACCAAACCACCACCACCACCAAUCCACCUCCACCACCAAUCCACCACCAUCACCACCAAUCCACCACCACUAAUCCACCACCACCAUCACCACCAAUCCACCACCACCAAUCCACCACCAUCACCACCAAUCCACCACCACCAAUAUCACCACCAAUCCACCACCAAUAUCACCACCAAUCCACCACCACUUCUCCUCCUCUUGAAAGGAGGAGACGCCAAACGGACAGCGACAAGCGGCACCGUUUGAAUACAACAAUUUCAGGGGAAUCGCCUGAAGAUCGUUCGGUCUGUUUAGAAGAAGAGGAGGAGGAAGAGGAGGAGGAAGAGGAAAAAGAAGAGGAAGCGGAGGAGAUUGUUGGGGGGGGCGGAAGAGGAGAGGUGGUGGAUUUUUUUUUAAUGAAGCGAAGCUGAUUGAUUCAAAGGAUAUCUCCCGGAUACGACAGACACACAGAGAGAGACAGAAGAAGAACGUUGAAUUCUACCCCAAGGAGGGUGUUGUGUCUGUGUGUGUGAGUGUGAAGACUCGGCUGGCAGGGCAGGGAGCCGGGGGGGGGGGGGUGCGUGCGGUGCGUGCGGUGCGGGCGAGGGGAGCCGGCCUCGGGUAGAGAUUCUAGGCAAGAGCGUAGGCUCCGCGAGCGGCCUAGUUACCGUCCCACCGAAAAGCCCCACGAAUGUCGCGGGCUCGCUCUCCUGACAACUCCGAAGCGUCGAUGCGAUUUGUAAUCACUUAAUUUAUACACUUUAUAUACACACACACUUUAUAUAUAUACACAUACGCACGUAACAUUGUCGGUGGCACUUCUGGACAUCGCCACCAAUUUGGUUGCAGACGUCAAGUUGGGUGACCUCCCUCCUCCCAGCACCACUCGACUCGCUAUGAAUUUAAGUGAAUGACAAAUGUUCACUUUUGUUAUUAUUCGGUGAUUUAAACGACGAACAAACACUUCAUUUUUUUUAAUUAAAAAAAAUUGAGUGGGGAGGGGGUUGUAAUUUAAACGAUUACGAUUAAUUUAACGCGUGUUUAUUUUGUAAUGUUUUAAAAAAUUAUGAUUAUUUAAUGGCUAAUUCACUUUUGUUACGUUAUUUAAAGGGUAAUUGAAAUCUUAAUUGAUUCACUUUUUUAUAUUAUUAUUAACUCUAUUAUAUUAUCUUAACUCGGGGUGCUCGGUGUUUGCUUAAUCGGUGCUAUAUGCAGGUGCUACUGGGAUACUUGUGGGUAGUGGUGACCGUGUCGUGAUGGUGGUGUGGUGGUGGUGAUGAUGUCCGUGGGAGAUGUCAGGCAUCGUCGGUGAGGUGCAAUUGGUGAGCAGCGGUGCAAGGAGUUAGUGGCGGGGAGGCGGAGCGAGGUGAUCGGUGAGUGCAGUUUGGCGUAACGGGAGACCGGUGGAAUACCGCAAGGGAUUUGUGCGAGAAUCUGAAUUCGCGUCGGUGAGCACUCGGUGCGAGCCAUCGGUGAGCGGUCGGUGCGAGCGUUCGAGGUGAGCGGGUGCGAGGGGUCGGGGUGAGCGGCCGGGGCGAGCGGCCGGGGCGACCGGUCGGGGCGAGCGGUCGGGGCGAGCGGUCGGGGCAAGCAGUCGGGGCGAGCGGCCGGGGCGAGCGAUCGGGGCGAGCGGUCGGGGUGAGCGGUCGGGACUAGCGGUCGGUGCGAGCGCUCGGUGAGCAUGUGUCAGCGAUCGAUGUGUUGGCGUGAGCGGUGAGCGUGUGUGAGCGAUCAGUGAGCGAUCGGUGCGAGGCAUCGGUGAUCGGACGCGAGCGAUUAGUGUUCGCGAUCGGUGUGCGUGUGAGCGUGUGUGGAGCGGUGAGCGCCUGUGAAGCAGUCUGCGCAAGCGACUGGAGUGAGCACAAAGCGGCGUCGUCACAUCCGCGCCGACAUUAGUCGACGUCAGCGAGUGCUCCGCACGAGGAGUUCGGCGGGCUCGGUGGGACUACACCGCAGCAGUCCUGGGAAGACUAUUUUUUUAAGCUGACGGAAUGCGGAGGAGAUCUCCGCGUAAGAAGCUGCUCACUAAUCGCGGGGAAACAGCAAGCACCUAGGCGGCGCCGACGGUCGCUUGUUGAUCGGGAGACGGCCAGCUCUGGACGUGAGAAACGGCCCAAGCCCGCCGUGCCAGCAUCAGAGGAGCGGGAAUUGCCUGAGGACCAGGGUGGAGAGGCUACUACAAGUGGGGACGCGGCAACCGUGUCGGGAGUCAGAAGACGAGAGUAGGGGACUUCGUGUCAGAAUUAGGAGUCGAGGGGCUAGAGUAGGAAGUCCGUUUCAGAGUUAGGAGUCUAGGGGCUAGAGUAGGGGAGUCCGUGUUGGAGUUCGGAGUAGGAAAUCCGUGUCGUAGUUAGGAGUCUAGAGACUAGAGUAGGAAGUUGCUGUCAAGGUUAGAACUUGGGAGUUUCGUUUAAGCAUAAGGGAGUCCGUACCAGUGUUCAGAGUCUUUGGACCUAGCGUAGGGGAGUCAUCGUAGGUGUACUGGGUAGAGCGUAGGGAUAGCGCGGGAGUCGACAUCAAGAGCGGGUGGCGCUUCGGGGGGGAAAAGACAACGGGACGUCCGAUGCCUCAGGCUGGGGAUGAGGCCUAGCUGUCCGGGGCCGCGGGAGGCCUGCCAUCUCGCCUAGGAGGCCCGGCUGGCGAAUGGAUGCGACCGCUCAAGGGCAGGCGUGGCAGGUUCAUUUCCCGGUUCCCAAUGAAGAUGUCGAGGCCUCCAGCCUUGAGAAGGCCUGGCAACAUCAGCUCCAUCAGCAGCAGCAUCAGCAGCUGCUCACCCAUCAACAUCAUCAGCAGCACCAGCAGCAGCAUCAUCAUCAUCAGCAAUGGCCGUGGAACCCAGAUAAUCUCCACAGCCUUCAAUCCAGCCAGCACUCCUUCUGGAACAUGAGUCCCACCUCGCAAAGAUUCCAAAGCGACAUCAGCCACGAGCAGGUGAUGGUCAUCGAGGCUCUGACGAAGCUAUCGCAGAGCCACCCACCGGGGGGUUCCCUGGCCCCCCACGUGUCCCCCCACGUGGCCCCCCUAGCCCUGGGCCCCCACCACGCCGCCCUGGGUCCAACGCAAAUCCCCGGGCCCACCGCCGCCGCCGCCGCCCCACAGCUCUCCGCCCGGGACUCCAUCACCGACUCGGCGGUCCUUGAUCUGCUAAACUUUGCCUCCGUGAGUCGUGGGCAGGCGGUGAUGACCCCUCACCAGCAGCAGCAGCAUCAUCAGCAUUAUCAUCAUCAGCAGCAGCAUCAUCAUCAUCUUCAGCAGCAGCAGCAGCAGCAGCAGCAGCAAGAGGGGCCAUUAAAAAGUGGAGCAUUUUCAGCGGUUAGGUUCUUCGAGGAGUUGGAGUCUCAGUCAGCUAUAGGGUCUAAUCAUCAUCAGCAGCAGCAGAUUCAUCAUCAUCAUCAGCAGCAGCAACAUCAUCAGCAGCAGCAGCAGCUUCAGUUUCAGCAUCAGCUUCAACAACACCAGCAUCACCAGCAGCAGCAGCAACAGUUGCAGCUGCCAUUUUCCUCAGGAAAGGCCUUGAACUUGCUACAGUCCUCAGGCAAAUAUCAGCAGCAGCAACAGCAGCAACAGCAGCAGCACCUCAACAACAGCCACCACCACGACCACAGCAGCAGCAGCAACAACCACCUGAACAACCAUUACCAACCACAUCACCAGCAUCUCAACAGCGUCAUCGCCCAGCAUCAUCAUCAACAGCACCAUCUGCAACAGCAUCAGCAGCAGAAUCAGGGGUUAAAACCGGCCACUGACAACGCUGAGGCCUCCUCGACCACAGAGGAGGAGGUGAAGAAGAAGAAGAAGCAGAAGGGGCGGGAGAAAGCAAAGCAAGAUGGCGGCCGGAUACAAGAUGGUGGCAGAUUACAAGAUGGCGGCAGAUUACAAGACGGCGGAGGAUUACAAGAUGGAGAUGGACUAGGAGAUGGCGGCCGGUUGCAAGAUGGUGGCAGACUACAAGAUGGUGGAAGAUUACAAGAUGGUGGUGGAGGAUUACAAGAUGGCGGAAGGUUGCAAGAUGGUGGAUUACGACACGGUAGAGACUUACGAGCUGAUGAAGGAUUACAAGAUGGCGGCGGCAGCGGUCGGGGAUUACAAGAUGGCGCCGGAUUACAAGAUGGGGGAGGAGGGGGAGUUUUGGUUCGAUUGAAACCCGCCGAUCGGAGCCCCCACUCCGAACUCCUGCGCAUCCUCGGGGUCUCCCCGGCUCCUCCCUCUGUGCCUCCUCCUCUGCCCUCCUCCUCCUCCGCAGCCUCCACCGCUUCGGCAGGGGGUUGCCCCCCGUCGUCUGUGGCAAUGGUGGCCACCACCCCCCACCACCUCCACCACCCACACCACCACUCCCACCACCUCCCCCACCACCACCCGGCGCAGGCCUACAGGCUCGGCCUAGCCAAGGGGGGCGGCCGAGCGCGCUUGGACGUGUCGGGCUCCGUGGCUGUCCUCCGCUCCACCGUGGAUGUCGGUGGCAGUGCUGGUGGUGGGGAGGGGGAGGGAGGGGCCACCAACGAGGGAGGGGGCCCCCGGCAGCCUCCAGCGGCGGCCCCGUCCCUGGACACCUUUUUGGCCUCCCCCGGGCGUUUCCUGACCGAAGCGGUGAGGCGAGUGCUGCACCCCGGGGAGACUACCGCCCCCCCCACAGCCGCCCACCCCACGGCCCCCUCCCUGGACGGAGAGGCCCCCGCGGAGAACCCCCUGGUGGGCGCCGCGGCCGGGACGGAGGAGGGGGGGGAAGACUCCGCCAACGCUGGGGAGCCACCCAGAGCGAGGUCCCCGCUACUGCCUCCGAUCAGCGAGUUCCCCACGUGCACGUGUGUGGAGACUGUGCUUGAGAAGGAGGAAGGCCCCUACUACACUCACCUGUGCGCCGGGCCCAGUGUGGCUGCCAUCAGGGAAACCAUGGAGGAGAGGUUCGGGGAAAAGGGCGAGGCGAUCCGGAUCGAGAAGGUGAUCUUCACGGGCAAGGAGGGCCGCAGCUCGCAGGGAUGCCCCAUCGCCAAGUGGGUGCUGCGCCGUGGCGGGCUGCAGGAGAAGCUGCUGGUAGUGGUGCGGGAGCGCCGUGGCCACAGCUGUGCCCAGGCUGUGAUGGUGGUGGUGAUGGUGGCGUGGGAGGGCGUCCCCUCGGAGCUCGCCGACCUCCUGUACAGCGAGCUGUCGGAGACGCUCACACGCCACGGAGCGCCCACCAGCCGCAGAUGUGAACUAAACGACGACCGCACGUGUGCAUGCCAGGGCCGGAGGGAGGAGACGCGGGGAGCCUCCUUCUCGUUCGGCUGCUCAUGGAGUAUGUACUUCAAUGGCUGCAAGUUCGCUCGCAGCCGCCAGGCCCGCAAGUUCCGCCUCCUGGGGGACAACGCGGACGCGGAGUUGGUACUGGAGUCCAGGCUUCAGGCCCUGGCCACUCAGAUUGCUCCGGUGUACAAGAAACUGGCCCCUCAAGCCUACAGCAACCAGGUGGAGCACGAGGUUGAGGCCGGUGAAUGCCGGCUAGGUGAGGGUGAGGGUCGACCUUUUGCCGGGGUCACCGCCUGCAUGGACUUCUGCGCCCAUGCCCACAAGGACCAGCACAACAUGAACAACGGGUGCACAGUGGUGUGUACACUGACGCGCGAACAAAACCGCGUGCGCGUUGGCGACAUCCCGGAGGACGAGCAGCUGCACGUGCUGCCCCUGUACACGCUGUCACCCACCGACGAGUACGGUGAUGAGGUCAGCCAGAGGCGCAAGGUGGAGAGCGGAGCCAUCCAGGUGCUGAAGUCGUUCCGGAGGGAGGUCCGCCGCCUCCCAGCCCCGGAGAAGUCGGCGCGGAGGCGGCGGCUCGACGCCAAGAGGGCCAAGUUGGACGCCCUCGCCGCCAUGACACCCACGACCCCGGGGACCCCCGCGACCCCCAUGACCCCCAUGACCCCCAUGACUCCGAUGACCCCCAUGACCCCCAUGACUCCCAUGACUCCCAUGACCCCGGGCACUCCGAUGACCCCUCUGGGGGCACGAUCUCUGACCCCGGCCAUGACCCCGCCUCUGUGGAAAGUGAAGAGGACGAGGAGGAGGAGGGGCGGAGGAGCCGCCAUUCCUCCAAGGACGCAGUCUCUGCCCUCUCCUCUCAUCCCACCGUUGUCAUUCCUCUACCAGCAUCAACAUCAGCAGUAUCAUCAGCAACCCCUAAACGCACACUACCCUCCACAACACCUACUACAGGCAAACGCAUAUAGCCCAGGGCUUCUUUAUCACCAUCAGCAGCAUCAUCAUCAGCAACAGCAGCAGCAACAGCAGCAGUGCUUGCGGCCCAAUGGAGCUCUGUAUGAUUACACAGCAGUAGCAUCAGCAGGUGAUGUAGGCCAGUCCCAGCAGCAUCAUCAUCAACUGCAGCAACAGCACCAGCAUGAAACAGGAAUAUGUGAAAAACAAGAUGGUCGUUACCAGCAACAUCAUCAGCAGCAGGAAGACCAAAGCCAACACUGUUUAAACAGCAGCAUCAGCAACAGCAGCCAAAAUCAUGAUCAGCAGCAAAGAAUUGCAUUGCCUGAAAAACAAGAUGGCUACCAACAACAGCAUCGUCUUCAGCAACAACAGCAGCAGAAUCAGCAACAACAACAGCAGAAUCAGCAACAACAACAACAGCAGCAGAAUCAGCAACAACAACAGCAGAAUCAGCAGCAGCAGAAUCAGCAGCAGCAGAAUGAGCAGCAGGAAGACCAAAGCCAGCACAGUUUAAACAAUAACAGCAGACAAAAUCAUCAUCAGCAGCAGCAGCAAGGAAUUCCAUUGGCUGAAAAACGAGAUGGCUGCCAACCACAGCAUCAUCAGCAGCAGAAUCAGCAGCAGCAGAGUCAGCAGCAGAAUCAUCAUCAGCAGCAGAAUCAGCAGCAGCAGAGUCAGCAGCAGCAGAAUCCGCAGCAGAGUCAGCAGCAGCAGAGUCAGCAGCAGCAGAAUCAGCAGCAGCAGCAGAAUCAGCAGCAGCAGCAGAAUCAGCAGCAGCAGCAGAAUCAGCAGCAGCAGAAUCAGCAGCAGCAGAACCAGCAGCAGGAAGACCAAAGCCGGUACACUUUGAACAGUAGCAUCAGCAGCAGCCAAAAUCAUCAUCAGCAUCAGCAUCAUCAUCAACAGCAGCAAGGAAUUGCAUUGGCUGAAAAACAAGAUGGCUGUCAACCACAGCAGCAUCAUCAGCAGCAGAAUCAGCAACAGGAAGACCAAAGCCGGUACAGUUUAAACAGCAGCAUCAGCAGCAGCAUCAGCAGCAGCAUCAGCAGCAGCAUCAGCAGCAGCAUCAGCCAAAAUCAUCAUCAGCAGGCCUUCCAAAACCACCAAUACAACAGCAACAGUGACAGCAGCACCCACCAUGUUUCCCUCAACAGCCACCACCACCUCCACCAUCUCCUCCAAAAGCCUCAUCAACAUCAUAUUCAGCAGCAGCAGCAGCAUCAGCAGGCAUCGUCAUCAACAUCGGUGGCAUUGGAAAGGACCGACAUCCAAUCGGAGCGUGCCCUGCUGGGCAUAGGCUCAGCCUCCAGGGACAUGGUUGCCACGGGACGGAGGGCGGGGCCAAUAGGUGGGGCCAGGAUUAAGGCGGAGCCGCUCGAUUGGUGGACGGGGGGUCCUACGAUGGGCGGGGCCUACUACCGGGCGGAGGAGGCGGCGUCGUUAUCGUCAUUGUCAUCGUCGUGGCAACGGCCCGUGGACCAAUCGAAAGGCAGCAGCAGUGAGGCCAUCGGGGCCCGGGCCAAUGGAGGCGUUGGAUUGGCCGGAACGUCCAAGGAGGAGGAGUUGACGGAGUCGGUGACGGUGAAGAUGGAGCCGCGGGAUUGCGUUGAUGAAGAUGGGCACACCCAGCAUCGUCAGAAUCAUCAUCAGCAGAACCAGCAUCAGCAGAAUCAGCAGCAGCAGCAGUACCAGCAUCAGCAGAACCAGCAUCACCAAACUAAGGUUGUGAAUGGGUUGAAAGAAGAUGGUGGUAGUGAUGGUGGUGGUUGGCAAGGUCUGCUGAUGAAUCAUCAGCAGCAUUGUCACCAGCACGUUAUGAAGAGUGAAGUUAAGAUGGAGGGUGACUUGGGGCAUCGGCAGCAGCAUCAGCAUGAAGGGCAACGUAGUGAUCACCAUGAACAUCAGCAGCAGCAGCAGAAACUGUUGGAUCAACAACAGCAGGCUCAGCAGCAGCAGCUGAGUGAACAUCAACAUCAUCAGCAGCAGCACCCACAUCAGCACAGUCAUCCGCAGCUGGAAAGGAAGCAACUGGAAUCUAUGCAAGAACAUCAUCAGCAGCAGCAGUAUCAGCAACAUCAGCAGCAUCAUCAUCAUCAGCAGCAGCAAAGCCAGCUCGAAUCUAUGCACCAGAACCAACAUCAGCGGAAUGAGCAGCAGCAGCAUCAGCAGCAGAACUCACAUCAUGAUAACAACCAGCAGCAUCAUCAUCAGCAGCAGCAUCAUCAGCAGCAGCAGGAUCACUUUCAUCAGCAGCAUCAGACUGCUGCCACCUCCUUCUCCUCCUCCGUGGCCAUGAAGGAGGUGACGAGAGAGAAGAUUGAGAAGAUUGAGAAGGUUGAGAAGGAGGAGAUGGAGCAGCAGGCGACAUUCGAGCAGGAGCAGCAAGAGCAGGAUGAGGAGUAUUCGGACAGCGAGCACAACUUCCUGGACUCGAGCAUCGGCGGUGUGGCGGUGGCUCCGGCGCAUGGCUCGGUGCUUAUCGAGUGUGCCAAGCGCGAGCUGCAUGCCACCACGCCGCUGGCGCACCCCGACCGUGCACAACCCACACGCAUCGCCCUCGUCUUCUACCAGCACAAGAACCUGACGCGCGCCCGCCACGGACACGCACUCUGGGAGGCCAGGGUGGCCGCACGGGAGAGAGAGAAGGAGCUCCUCCGCCAGCAGCAGGCCCAGCAACAGCUUCUGGGGCUGGACUCCCCUUCGUCCCCUACGCCGGAGAAGCAGCGGCCGCCGCUCUCCCCGGCCGCCAUCCCAGCCAAGCGUGGACGGAGGCCCCGGCGCCCGGACGAUCCCCCUGCCGCCAAGGGCAGGCCCAGGCUGCGGCCUGGCCUCAAGCAAGAGUGGGCGCCACCGCUGUCGUCAUCGCCAUCGGCUCUCCUGGGGGUAGGGGGCGCUGCCGACCUCCACUUCUUUGCGGGCGGCGGCAGCGACGGAGGGGCGACAUCCGGUGGAGAUGGCGGGGAGGAGAUUGGCGGAGCUCGGGGGCCCGCUGAGGGGGCAACGGCAGCGACGGGGGUGGCCCCCGCGUCAUCGUCGUUCCCUCUCCUGCCGCCGGGUCCCCCGACGCGGGGGGCCCCCGGCACCACGGCCACUCCGCCCACGUUCCUCACCACGUGUGUGCGGCCGCGCAUGCAGAUGAGCGGCAACUACGGUGAAUUCCUUUGAAGCGGUGGUGUGGGGCGGUGGUGUGGGGUGGGAUGGGAGAGGUGAGUGGCGGAGAUGUGGCCGACUCUGUGGCCGUGGUGGUGGUGGUGGUUGUGGUUGCUUUGGCGGUAGAAGCAGAGCAGCAGCAGCUUCAUCUUUCACAGUGGGGGCUGGUCACGGCCCACGGAAGCCACAAUGGCGAGAGGUAUACUUGGACGUGGUGUGCCAGGGGGUUUGCACGCUGGCCGACAGACCCCACCCCACCCCCUGCCCUUCCCCCCCACUUUCCAGAGCCCCUUCCCCUGGAAGAGACUCCACCCCCACCCACCACGGAGUAACAGCAAUAAAAAACUAAAUCGGUGCGAGCUUCGACUUCAUCAUGAGUAUCGUCAUAAUCGGCAGCGGCAGCCAUCAUCGUCGUCAUCAACAGCUACAGGAGAAUAUACCGACACCAGUAGCUGCAUCAGCAGCAGCAAGCAGCAUCAGCGGCAUCAGUGGCGAUCAUUUUCAAUGGAAGCAGCAGCAGCAGCAGUGCCAACCCUCACUCUCACGGCGCUGAGCCGGUCACCUCCCAAAUGGGGCUCUCUCCCCUCCCAUCUCCCCCCCCCCACUUCCUCCGCCCACUGCACGUCACAGACUCUGGGGAUGGACUCUCAGGGAGCAGCCCCGAUGACGGUGGUGGUGGUGGUGAGUGGGUGAGUGAGUGAGGUGCGGGGGAUGGCUAUAGCCUAGCGGAGUCGUGAUGGGAGAGGCUGAGGUGAAUUAUUGGUGCUACAAGAGCCGAGCGGUUACGAUUACCAAGCCAUCGUUACUUCACUGGUGCUACCAUCUGUUUUUGUUUUUAUACUGGGCCGAAUGCGUUCGAGGGGAGACCUUUUUACAAUUAAUCUGCAGCGGUGGCGGGGGGUGGGCGGUGGUUUGGGGGGGGCAGCAGGGGGAGAGCUGUCGGAGGUUCGGAGUUGGCGGGAGUUGGUUGGCACCUUUUGCAAAAAAAACUUUUCGGUGCUGGAUUUUCUACCUGAUCUCCACCUCCUCCACCUCGUCCUCCAUCUCCUCCAUUGCCUCCAUCUCUCUCCACCAGUGUUCCGUUCCACCUGCCCACUCUCCCAUCCGGUGUCUCCUUCAGCUCCUGUUUCCCCUCCCCAACCCCUCCUUGCUCCUCCUCCCUCUCUUCCGUCCACUGGCUUGCAAGAUUCAACUCGCGAAUACCUCAAAUUGUGAUGAUGGUGAAUGGCGGUGGUGGUGACGGUGAUGGUGGUUUUAACGAAAUGCUGGGGGAGAAACGAACCAGCGAUUCUCCAAGGACAAGAGGGGACUCUGAAUGAGACGAGAGAUAUCGAGUUGACAUGAAUGAUGGAAAGUUGUUUUUGUUGUUUUGUGUGGUUGGCGAGUUGUGUGGAAAUUGGUCCACGCAGUUGCACUCGCAGAGGGAAGUGACAACGAGCAAACAGGAAAGGGGCACGGAGAUACGACGCAAAGUUGGAGUCUCGCACACACUGGCACGCACUGGCACACAGAGACUCACACACAGACACACAGAUGCAGACUCACUCAUACACAGAGGCUCACACACAGACACACGCACAAACACCGACACAGAUCUGCCGUAUAGCCUUUAACAGACUGUUGGGGAAGUGUUGUUAGCGAGCACCUAUGAAGACUGGCACGGCACACGAAGGGGUGGGUGGCCAACACCAUGCACGGCCGCCUUUGUCUCCCUAGUGGCGAUGUUUACCGCACCAGGUACUCAUUUGAGGCUGAGUCGACCUAGGGUAGGCCCAAGACCAGUUCAGAUAAUCGUCACUGGUGUUGGCCGUGAGCGGGAAUCAAACUUGGGUUGCCAGGCUCGUAGCGCAGCGUAACAAUAUACUACAGCUCCCACAACACACAGACGCACACAAACACAGACUUGCUCACACGCAGAGACUCGCACACAGACACACUCACUGGCACACCGAGACACACACACGGACACAAUGAUUGACACACAGACACAGACUCCCUCGUACACAGAGACCCAAACACCAGAGAAACACAGGAAAACUGCCCCUCGCAAACACACAACCCAUGUGGAGAAACACAACACUGACACAGAGAAACACAGAGAUGAGCGCAUGCACAGAGACGCAGAUAGCAAAGGGAACCUCACAGGGAACUCCGCUCAGCGUGUAUCAGUGGGUGCUUUAAUUUGUUGCCGGUUUUCUGGGAGUGUUACCCCCCCCCCCCGCUCACACCCCAGCCCCUCGCGUCCCAGCCAUCGGUUUUACAGGCGUCAACAAACACGGUGCUCGCAAACCGCACUUGGAAGAGACCAGCAGCGUCCAUAGGGGAACUUGGGAAAAGGCUUAAGAAGAUAUUCUAGAGUAGUGGUUCUUAACCUUUACCGUAGCCUUGCACCCCUUUGGUUCUCAAUCGUAAAACAAAAAUGUAUAAUGUUAAUAAAUACAUAGGUUUUGAUGAAACAAAGUAGUUGUACUUACGUUCCCACACUUAAUUUGUGUUUCGUUUAUUUACCUUCUAACAAAAAUAUGGCCAUGUCUCUUACAAAAACAUCUGGCACCCCCAGAAAGGGCUUUUCGCACCUCCAGUGGGUGCGUGCACCCCAGGUUAAGAACCACUGUUCUAGAGAUAAAGAUGGGGGGGCAGGGUGGGGGUCAGUGUCGACAUGAUGGGGAGUGUCCUGGAGGUAAAGGGGAUUUAAAGAUGGCUGCUAAAUCUCGUAACUCUACCGAUGCAGAAAUAAUACGGUGCUCGCAAAUCGGUUGGGGGGUGGGUGGG
Messenger RNA from Lethenteron reissneri (Far Eastern brook lamprey), 13418 nucleotides. RefSeq lists its product as uncharacterized. Lineage: Eukaryota; Metazoa; Chordata; Hyperoartia; Petromyzontiformes; Petromyzontidae. Gene Ontology annotation, biological process: positive regulation of transcription by RNA polymerase II; chromosomal 5-methylcytosine DNA demethylation, oxidation pathway. Gene Ontology annotation, molecular function: DNA 5-methylcytosine dioxygenase activity. The record is from RefSeq and is a predicted model, not a curated record. Gene Ontology annotation, cellular component: nucleus.